AUGUUUGCUGCUUGCAUGUUCUUCGCAGAAGGGACCACGUACUCUGUUGAUCCCAGCAUGGUGGAUUUGACGACGUACCCGAUGGGCACGUACAUUCGGCCAACAAAAGAUGGAAAUGAUUGGGAGCCAACACCUUUCCUGUCCAUUAUGCACACUUUUUGGUGGUUCUUCACAACUGCCACAACUGUGGGCUAUGGCGACUAUGUCCCAACGACGACGGCCGGAAAACUUGUGGCAGUAUUUACCUUUUACCUUGGCAUAGUUUUGGUGGCAAUCAAGCUUACCAUUGUGCAAGGGUCGUUUAGGAGGCACUACCCGGAAUGGCAAAAAUCUCACAGUAUUUAA
Messenger RNA from Durusdinium trenchii, 345 nucleotides. The record is from the annotation of a GenBank genome assembly. Lineage: Eukaryota; Dinophyceae; Suessiales; Symbiodiniaceae.